AUGACGCAGCUCGAGGUCUUGAAUGAAGAACUCGAAAAUCUUACCAGGGAAGCAGACUUACUGCUAGGAGAGGUUAUUAAAUGUCGUGCAUCGUACCCAGGAUUCCUGGCUGAGAUGAAAAGAGAGGAGUGCAGGAAUAAGUUUAUACGUACGUUGGAGGCUCCUCUGAAAUCAGCUCGACCGCUGGGAAUCGAUGUAGAGAAAAUUAAAAGCGACGUAACGCGGAGAGUAGAGGAAUCUCAAAGAUCUACAGAGAUGAAUGAGAACUUUGAGAACGAGCAAUGCAAGCUGAAAGCUGAACACGGCUCUUGCGAAGAACGCUACAGGAAACUUCUUGAACUUAUCAGGAGUGGUCGGUAUGCACCGAUUGAUGCACUUCCCAGUGAUUUUGCUCUUCAACUAACUAAUAGUUAUUCAUAG
Messenger RNA from Cooperia oncophora, 420 nucleotides. NCBI's taxonomy places the organism in Eukaryota, Metazoa, Nematoda, Chromadorea, Rhabditida, Trichostrongylidae. The record is from the annotation of a GenBank genome assembly.